GUCACCAGCGCGUUUCCGUCCAGGACACAUCUCGGCUUCCGUAGAUACAGUUUCCGGUUCCGUGUAAACAACGUAGGUGUGGGGCAUGCCGCCGGUACACCGUUCCCGAAGCCGCAGUCCGGUCUCACCGCGGAAGCGACAUCGUAGCAGUAGCAGCGACAGGUCCCCGGAGAAGAAGAGCCGGAGAUCCAAGUCCCGAGAACGGGGCGCCAGCAAUGGCCACCGCCGGAGCCGCUCCAGAGAGCGCGCCCCCUCCAGCCGGUCCUACCAUGGCAAACAGUGGGGGGACUACUACGAGAAGGGGAAGGAGGAGAUGAUGAGACAGAGGCAGGAGGCCUUUAUAGCCAGAAAGAAAUCUAAGAAAAAGAGAAGCAAGAAGACCAGAAAAGAGUCCAGUGAUUCAAGUAGUGAAGAAUCAGAUGAAGACCAGAUACAGGAAGAUGUUUGGAUAGAGAGAACAAAGGUUAAUCCUGAUGACAUGGAAUUUGUUGGGCCUGAAGCUCCACUAACACAUUUGUCCCAGGAUGAUAAACCACUAAACUAUGGUCAUGCUUUGCUACCCGGUGAAGGUGCAGCUAUGGCAGAGUAUGUAAAGGCUGGUAAGCGUAUCCCAAGGAGAGGUGAAAUUGGCCUGACAAGUGAUGAAAUUGCCUCUUUUGAGAAGUCUGGUUAUGUCAUGAGUGGAAGCAGGCAUCGUCGUAUGGAGGCUGUCCGUCUGCGUAAGGAGAACCAGAUUUAUAGUGCAGAUGAGAAGAGGGCCCUGGCUUCCUUCAACCAAGAGGAGAGGCGAAAGAGAGAAAAUAAGAUCUUGUCAAGUUUCAGGGAGAUGGUUUACAGAAAAACCAAGGGAAAGGAAGACAAAUAAGAAUCUCAGUGGGCAAGACUUUACAGUGUUCACUCUAGUCCGUUUCAAAGCUUAUCGAGGAAACGGUGGAGCUCUUGUUUUCUUUUCCAAUGGGAACUUCAUGAACUCCUUGUAUAUAGACUCUUACUGUACACAUACAAUAUUCUGACUAUUCUGUUAUUGUUCUGUUAAGAUUUAUAAUGGGAACAUGUGGUCUGUUUAAUGAUUUUAAAUAACUUAUUAAAAAAACUGUAAAAUAUUUAAUGAACCAUAGAAACUCUUUAGUAUUGCACUUGAUGGAAACCUGUUUCAUGAGGGUUUCAUGAGAAAAGUUUUGGCCUAUUUUUUUCCACCAAGGCUGUUUCUUUCUUUAAAUAGGUGGCCGUGAAGUGGCGAGUGGGCUUGUACCUUUUGAUCAAAAUGUAUACUAACAACUUGUUUUUGAAUUUAUGCUGAGAAGCAAUUAGAUCAAAAUGCAACAUGUAGAUGUGCGACCAUGUCUUUUUUCUACUUGAAUAAACAUUGGGGGAGAUUUAUCAAAACCUGUGCAGAGGAAAACUUGC
Messenger RNA from Hyla sarda, 1407 nucleotides. RefSeq names its product NFKB activating protein (gene NKAP). Gene Ontology annotation, cellular component: nucleus. Lineage: Eukaryota; Metazoa; Chordata; Amphibia; Anura; Hylidae. Gene Ontology annotation, molecular function: chromatin binding. The record is from RefSeq and is a predicted model, not a curated record. Gene Ontology annotation, biological process: regulation of gene expression.